GCGGAGGGGAUCCCUCCCUCUCGGUGUCCCGCCGGGCUUUCCGGGAAGGGGCACGCUCCGGCCCGUCCCCUCGGCGAACCCCCCCGUCCGGGGAGCCACGGGGCUGUGCGCGAUGGCGAGAGCGGGACCCGGCGUCGCUGCCGCCUCGGCUCCGUGGGGCCGCUCUGCCGGGCCCCAGGCAGGGCGGAGGAGCUGCCUGGACUGCCUGGUAUCCUCUGCAGGACUUCUACCCACGCGCUUUCGCUUUCCUCCGGUGGCGCGGGCCCGGCAGCCCAGCCCCGCCCUGCGCCGGCCCGGGGGUCCCCACGGGCAGGGACGGGCAGCGGCGAGCCCCGGGACCCUCGGCCGGGACCCCCCAGUCGGGCGGGACGCUGGAACCGGCUGCCGGCGCUCCUUUAACUUCUCGGUUGCGUGCGGGCGGCUGGUUCGGCCCCGCAGCCUCGUCGCUGUCCCGCGCCGGGGCCGCUCGAGGUGCCCACGGGGGUGGGCUGUGCCCGGCCGUGCUGGGUCCAUGGCACCCUCGGCCCGGCCCUCUCUGCCUCGCUCUCUGCCGGAGCCCCCGUCCCGCUCCGCAGGAUGGCCAGGCGGAUCUGCCGGGAUACAGGGAUGGGCAGCGAGGGGCCGGCUCUGCGAGAGGAACGGUGCUCCGGGUGCCCUCUUGCCCGCUGUCUUGCCCGAGAGCUCAUUCCCUGCCUCUUUUUACCCUUCCCUGUGCAGGUAGUCCCCUGCCAGGAGGAGCAAGGGCAGGCUCUGGCAAAGUUUGCACGGGUGAUGCGCUUGGCUGGGGCUUUCCUGUCCCUCAGGGACGGCCUGUCAGCCUUGGGAAGGGGCUGGCAGUGCUCUGGGCGUGAAAGCUUGGUGAUCACUGCUCCCCCUGUGAGGUACUGCAGUACUGUUGGCAGGGGCACAGGGUAAUGUGCAAUCACAUUCUGGUAGGAAACGUGGGGAAAUGUGGAGCAACGCUGCCGGAAUCACUGCUACCCCACUUCAAAGACAGCACAGAUGGCAUCAGGCAGCGUGGGUGGCUGCUGUGGUCUGUGGUUAGUGGAGGUGUGGGAAGAGCAGCGUGGGGAAGCCUUCACCUCAGGGUGCAGUGCUGGGAACCUGCUGAUGCCCUAACAUGCUUUGAUAAGCAGUAUAUCUACAAGGGCAGAUGCUGCAACCGGUGUCGACCAGGGGAAAAGCUGGUCUCUGAGUGCAAUAAAACAGAAGACUCUGUCUGUGCCCCCUGUGAGAGCGGGCACUAUCAGCCAAGCUGGACCAAGGAGAAGCACUGUGCUCCUCAUGAUAUCUGUGAAGGCAAUGCCGGCCUCAUUGAGAAGGUGAAAGGAAAUGCAACACACAACACGGCGUGCCAGUGCCGGGCUGGCACGCACUGCUCUGACAUCAGCUGCCAGACCUGCGUGGAGAACCAGCCUUGCCAGCUUGGCUCUGGCUUUGUGGCAGCCAAGGCCGUGGACAGGAUGUCAUCCCCCUGUGAGCCCUGUGCAGAAGGCACCUUCUCCAACGUCUCGUCUAAAACCGAGCCGUGCCACCCCUGGACAAGCUGUGAGGAAAAGGGGCUGGUGGUGAAGGUGAAAGGGACGAACUCCUCGGAUGUGAUCUGUGAGUCCAGCAGGCGCUCCUCGCUGUCAGUGCUGAUCCCCAUCACAGCUGCAGUUGUCACAUGCCUCGUGGGUGUCUGCAUCUACUGCCUGGUGCACACAGAUUCCAGGCGACGAGUACCAAAGGAGAUAGAGGCUGGGGAGCCCGGAGAGAACCCAGAUACCCAGCAGCCCACGGAGCAGGAUGAGAAUGUCUUGCCUGUGCAGGAGACCCUACUCAGGGGCCAGCCUGUGGCCCAGGAGGAUGGCAAGGAGAGCCGCAUCUCGGAGCAGGAGAUGCUGUGAAGGCGCAGGGCACUGCCCCCGACAGGAGCACAGACUGGACAGCACCAUCUCCUCUGUCCCCUCUCCAGCUGGGGAGGAAAUCUGGCAUCUGGCCUGACUGCAAAUGAUGUAAUGCUGCAAUGGACCAUGGCACAACCGCCCCACGGGAAUACCACUACAGCUCCUGGUCUGGUCACCUGCACAGGGCUGCCCUGGUGGAGCAAGGCUUGGCCGCCCACGUGGGGACACGGAGCAGAGCCCCAUCCUGCUUCCUGCCCAGGUGAUGCAAUGACCUGGGUGGCUGCUGGCCUGCUGAGCCCUUGCAGAGCCCCUGGCCACAGCAGAGUGUCACUGCUGACAGGAAGACCCCAGCACAGAUCCCCGUCUCCCUGGGUGCUGGAGAAGCCAGGGCUGGGAAGGGGGGCUGCUGGUGUGAGAUCCCCACGGCAGAGCUCAGUCCCGUCUGGGGUGCUGUGGAAGCGCUGCCCGUGCUGGAGCAGAGCCUGCUGGCAUCCGGACAGGGAGGAAGGAAGGCAGGAGCGGCGGCCCCGGGCCGGAGCGCGGGCAGCGGCGUGCGGCGGCCGGGAGAUGGUGCUGCGGCACCGGCGCGGGCUGCGCGGGGCGGCACCGGCACCGCCCGCCCGCCCCGUCCCGCCUACGCUCCCGGUGGCCUCGGGGGGCUCUGGCCACGGGGGGCUCUGGCCACGGGCUUGCCCAGCGCGGGGCCCCCUCCCGCGGCUCCCCCGCACCCCCGCCCGUCAGCCUCCACCGUGUGAUUAAACGCGAUUAUCUGCCCCUGUGCGUGAGCAGCCCCGAGCCCCUGCCGCCCACCGGCGGCCCCGGACCGGCGCUCCCAGCUCUGGUGUGCCGGGAAGGAGGAAGGAUGCUUUGGGAAUGGGCGGGUGCUCCCAAGGCAGAGGAGGGAGGGAAGAGCUGCCAUCAGCUGUGCUGACCCCCAGCGUGCCCCCAGACCCUCCCCAGCACACCUGGCUGGCCCCACUCCCCUGCAUGCGCAUCCCCUGUGGCUGCCCUCCCUGGGCCUCGCAGCUGUCCCAGCAGAGCCGUGCCCAGCCCGUGUCCCACGCCAGAGGAGCAGGGAUGCGGGCAGGGCUGCCUGCAGCAGGCAGCUCCGUGCCCCGAGCCCCACUGCUCUGGCAGUAAAAUGCACCAGUGGGGUCCAUCGCGCUGCAGGGCAGCGCUGUGGGUGCUGCGGUGCAGCAGUGGAGUCACCCCGGGCUCCAGAGCGCUGGUGUGGGGCUGCAGCAGCACUGAGGCUUUAGGUGCUGGGAGCAGCCUCAGCCUGUGACCCGGCACUAUCUGAACACAGGCAGCACGGCAUGAGAAAGGCCAUAAAUCCCAGAGCAGGAGCAGCUGGAGCAUGGAGCAACUUUGCCAGUACAGGCAGUGGCACAUUAUUUAAGGCUCCUCUUAAAACCUAAUGUUAGGUUUAAUAAGGGAGAUAAAAACAUGGCAGCAGCUUUCCCUCCUCUCAGGGCUUGGCAAUCCCAGCAGUGCUGGUGGGAUGGUCUCAGGCUGGGCAGCAUUCCCUUGGCACCAGCCCAGAGAACACCCAGUUCUGGGGACAGAUGUGAUCCUGCUCCUGCUGGAGGAGAAGGUGUUACGUGGGCCACAGAUGCAAAGUCUUUCGCCCCAAACAUGAAGCCUGUGGCCCCAGAUGGUUUCCAAAGGACUGUGUCCCCAGGUGGCAGGCUGAACUCUGGGGCCACUCCCCACAUCCCCCGAGGCUGACCCCUCCCUGCUGGCGUGCAGCGUGCUCAGUGCCCUGUGUCACACAUGUACCGUCUCAUUAGCACGUCUGUCCCCCAAAGUGAGAAGGGAGAGCGCGUGAGGCCUAAUUGAAUGUAACUAAUUAUUCACUCUGCAAAUGCUCUGUUUAAAUGGGAUUGUGAGGGACAGAAUUACUCAUUCUGAAAAGGGGAGAGAAAAAGAGAAAGACAGAGAUAAAACAAAUAGAGGCGGAUGCUGGAGCUGCAGCUUGCUCUCUCUCCCCAGAAUACCAAUUACCGGAUGAAGUGAUUGUAUAAAUCUUUACCGAGUGAACGGACUGUACUAGUCACUUACUCCUGUCCUCUUAUUAUGAGGAAGCAAUGAAAAAUCAUCCCACUCUCCAGUCCAGUUAAGGGUUCCCAGUCGCUGUCUUGGGCAAUAUCUCACCAGCUGGAGAGCUCGUCCUGGGGCUUUCUCAGGGUGGGGGUCCCACUGAGACAGGGCUGAGCACUUGGCAGGAGCCCACAGCCCUCCUGCACCUCCAGCCCUGGGGAGGAAUAGUGGCUGUGCAUGCUCUGGGGAGGUGCAGGACUUCUGCCCCAGCAGGAGCCAAACCAUGCCAUGCAGCACCCUGGGACAUGGGGAGACAUGGGCUGGCCAAGGGCCCCGGUGUCACACACGUCACCCAGGGACCCCGGUGCCUGGCUCAGUGGCACUCCAGGUCUUGACCCCUCAACUUGUUCUUGCCUUCUGUGGGUCCAGCCCUGCCAGUCCCCUGGUGUCCUCCACUGGCUCCUGCAGUGCUCACUGAAAAGGGAGAACACGGUGCUUCCCAACCUCUUCCCACGCUGCAGUCAAUGUUUCUCACUCAGGGUGUCUCUGCUCCACUGGUUGCAGAAAUGCACUUAUUGGCAGUGACUUCCAUCACUCUUGCCUGCCACGUCCUUUAAUCCCAGAUCCCUCCAAACACCCACAUUUCUCUUCUCAGUAGUGGUGUGGGAUGGGAGAGGAGGUCCUGGCCACGCAGAGCUGGGACAGCUGAGAGUCCCCCUGCACCCUGCCAUCAGUGGGGAGCACCCACAUUCUGGGGUCCUGCUGCAUGAGGUGGUGAGGACCCAGCCAGUCCCAUACUCCCUGCAGGCAACCCCGGGUCCCCUCACCACAAGGCACCCACAAGGGGCUGCUUUAGGGGGACAAAGAGCACCUGGUCUCCACAUCCUGCAGCCAGAAACAGAGGGACCCCUCAGAGGGGCCCUGCAGGUGAUACUCCAGGGGAGCCACAGGAAUUGUGUGGUGGGUUCAGCUGGUGGGGAAGACAGGCUGGGCAUGAGUCAGUGACAAGAGGGUAAAGCCUCCAGUCUGUCCUGCCUUGUCCUGGCUGGGGAUUUGAUUGUUGCCAGCAGCGAGUUUCCAUGCACUGGAGAUGUGUGUGUGUGGGUGUGAGGGAGAGAUAACAUCAUCAUCAUCAUAACAAAUGCAGUUGUGAAGCUCCAUUCUCUGCUUAUUGGCUUUCUUCUCUUUAUCUAUAAAUAAUUGCAGGGACACAAUAGA
Molecule: messenger RNA, 5147 nt
Organism: Passer domesticus (house sparrow)
Lineage: Eukaryota; Metazoa; Chordata; Aves; Passeriformes; Passeridae
Gene: CD40
Product: CD40 molecule
Exons: 9
Coding region: 915-1889 (324 amino acids)
Biological process (GO): positive regulation of interleukin-12 production; cellular response to tumor necrosis factor; B cell activation
Cellular component (GO): external side of plasma membrane; CD40 receptor complex
Molecular function (GO): signaling receptor activity; protein binding; antigen binding
Source: RefSeq, a predicted model, not a curated record